CCGAGGCAUUUUUUGGUGCCAUUUCAAAAGCAAUGAGAAUCUAUCGCCUAUAGGUGGUGCUUCCAGGCUGAUCCAGCUUACGUGAAGCCUGGCAAUCUGGGCUUUGGAGUGCAGAAGGCGGAAGUCGAAUGAUAAGCAUGCUGCGAUUAGAGCUGGUAGGGCUGGUACUGCUGACGUGCAACCAGAUUCUCACCGAACACCGUGACUUUUAUGGGUUGCGUAAUCAAUACGGAUCGAAUCAUCGUUCAUCGGGCAACUAUGCUGGCGCCAAGACUCGCGAGAUACACACCACCUGCGGCCGACUCAAAGGCACCGUCGUGCAGCCUUACACCGACAGCCCGCUCGUCGACGUUUUUCUCGGAGUGCCGUACGCUGAUCCGCCGACGAGCAACUUACGCUUCGAGCCGCCGAGAUCGCCGUCGCCAAAAUCGUGGGCCGGCGUGAGGCACUGCACGAGCUUCCAACCGGUCUGCCCGCAACUGCUACCCGACAUCGAGGAGGAAGUGGAGGGCGCGCGUCGCCGAUAUCUCGAGAAACUCAUGAUUUACCUGGACAAGCAGAACGAGGACUGCCUCUAUCUGAACAUCUACGCGCCGCAUCAGAACGCCAGCCAGAGGAACAGCUUGGAAAGGUAUCCGGUGAUAGUGUUCAUCCACGGUGAGAGCUACGAGUGGAACAGCGGCAAUCCGUACGAUGGCAGCGUUUUAGCGGCUUACGGCAACGUCGUUUUCGUCAGCCUCAACUUUCGCCUCGGGAUUUUAGGCUUCCUGAGGCCUGGAACCAAAGACAAUACCCCCAGCAAUUUCGGACUAUGGGACCAGAUAGCUGCACUCGACUGGCUCAAACAAAACAUCGGACAUUUUGGUGGUGACCCAGAAAGGAUCACUCUUUUAGGUCACGGCACUGGCGCUGUAUUUGCUCACUUGCUCAUGCUUUUUCCUAAAGUCACUGACGAUUAUGCGAAACGUGCAAUACUGAUGUCAGGUUCAGCACUGAACCCUGACGCAAUCGGCAAAGCUCCAUUACAGAUCACAAAGCAGGUGGCGCACGCGCUGAACUGCAACCAGUCGAGCGAGGAGGCAUUGUCGGUGUGCUUGAAAAAUGCCCGUCUGCAGGACCUGCUGGCGGUGAAGAUCGACAAACCGAAAUAUGUGCCGGCGUUCGCGCCGCUCGUCGGCUCGUCCAUAAUAAGCGACAAGCCGAGCAACCUCAUGAAGAGUGGCGAGCGUCUGAGCAAAUUCGGCCUGCUGUACGGCGUGACAGAAUUGGAGAAAUUCCACUUGCUGCCGGGCGUGGCGCUGCUCCAGGGAAUGUCCGACAGCGAGAGAGACGAUUUCAUCCGCGAUAGCAUCAAGGCUACCCACGAGCUGGACUCGGACGUAAUUCUCAACCGAGUGCUGCAGCACUACGAGGCGAGUUACGACCUACGCGAGCGCAAUCGCGACAUUGCUCUCGAAGUCGUGUCGGACAGCGGUGUCGUCGCGCCAAUGCUCGCUACCGCCAAUCUGCACUCGCGAGUCAACAAUCAGAGCUACAUGUACGUGUUUACGCAUCCGCGAAGAAUCAGGGAGAAAAGCGAGCCUGAGCUCGACGAGCAUAUUCGACGCACGGUGUACGGCGAGGAGCUGCCUUACGUACUGGGAGUGCCACUCGGCGGCGAGGGACAUCACCUCAGCGGCCCCUACGACAGGGCCGAGGUUCUUCUCUCCAAGGCGAUGAUGGACUGGUGGUGCAAUUUCGCUUACUCCGGAGAUCCAAACAAGGUGCGUCCAGCUCCACGACAACGUAACUUCCACCGCCAGCAUCACCUGAGAGACGAGAGCUCACCCUACAGCAUGCACUGGCCGCGUUACGACCCCGUCGACCAGACAUACUUUAAUCUUAUGACGCCGCCGCAGAUUGGCCAGCGCUAUCGGACCGAGGAAAUGGAGUUUUGGAACAUAGCGAUCCCGGACCUGCUGCGCCGACCCAGGGAGCCAGAUUCCGUGCCACCGACGUCGCAGCCGCUACCGCACCAGAUAACGCAAGCGUCUACCUCGUCCUUCCAGUGGCACCUCUACAACCAGACCAUUUCAAGGCCAUCCAACGUAGUUAGCCCGACGCCCUCGUUGUCGCCCGAAGACAAACGCCCCGAUAAGGACAAGCGCAAAUCCGACGAGACGAACAACGGCAACUCCGGGGGCACCGGCGACAGCGGCGGCGGCGGCGGCGGCGUUCGGUCGGCUGUCUCGCUGGUAGUCGGCUUCGGCGUGGUCUUUCUGCUAAUUAACACGACGGUCCUCGUCUACCUGUACCGCAAACGUGCGAAAAUGCGCAAGAAAGCCGCCGCCGCAAUAGCUCGACCGGCCAAACCCAGCGGCGAGUCUUGCCGAGAGCUGGGCUACUGCAGCGCCAGCAAGCCGGACAUCCGGGACCUCAUCAAGAGCGACAAGGCGUACGAUAACAAUUCCAACUUUGGCAGACGCUCCAGGGAGAAUUCUAUCUCGACUAUCGACACGAGGAUCAAGGUCAGGGAGUGGAUUCAACAGGAGAUCGUUCACAGAUGCUCGCCCCGUUUUCUUCGCAAGACAAGGGAAACUCUGCAGCGCGAACAUCGUGAGAAGCUCAUGAAGCAGCAGCUGCGACGAUUAGAGACAUGUCACUCCGAUGAGGAGAGACGGCUGCGCCUCGAGGAGUCGAUGUACGAGGAAAGUCAACAGAUUAGAGUGAGGCCUGGCGUCAAGCGGCAUCCUGCUAAUAAAGUCUCCGUGGCCGUGGAUGCGACGCCUGCGACGCGAACCAACUCGGUGCUCAAUCAAAUACCCGUGGAGCUGACCAGGACUGCCGGGCCGUCCACCGAGUAUCUCGAUGCCUUCGAGGAUACCGCCGCUGCGCUUGGCCUCUCCGAGUACUGCGAGCCCAUCGAAUUCCAACCCGACGACGUGCAUAAGGAUGAAACCCGUGGCGGGCCGAACAUCGUCGUUAUCGAGCAUCAUCAUUCCAGAAGCGAUCCGAGCCCGAUGGGCAAAUUCGCGACUUACGGCACGGGCACGGGCGUUUCGCCGCCACCGCCACGUAACAACGAGUCCGACUCCGGCAGCACGAGCAGUCUUUACGCGAAAAUCAAUCCGAAGAAGAAGUCUCGGCUGCCGGCCAGUCACCACAUCCAGCGCGGCCAAAUCCAGCGGGAGAUACUGCACGAGCAAGAGCCAACCAGCGAGCACGAUCUACCGGCAAACGAGCUUAAUCCUCCGCCAGGCGAGCCGUUCGCGUCGGCAACGCUGCCUCGGCGGAUGCUCACCUUCGGCUCGCCGGCAGCGCUCGCGCCGCUACAGCCGCCAGCAGCCUGCCUCGACGUCAAUGUCACGAGUCGGGACUCGAACGCCGAGACGACCACCUCGGACGCGAGCACUAGCCACGAAGAGGCGCUGCGCACAAUCAGGCGCAGGAACUAUCCGAAGGUUCUGCCGGACAUUGAGAAGCGCCGCUCUCUGCCUCCCAAUGCGGCGUUCGCCAUUGGCCGCAGCCAGUCGACGGUACUUCGGCAUCCACAGCCACCCUCACCGCCACCGCGGAUGUGUGGCACCUCGCGGAGUUUGGAUUGCGUUGAGGACAAAGACGAGGACGAGGAGAACAACGACGGUGACAAUAACCUACUUCCGGUGAAGACGAAUCUUCACGUGGGUCCACUCAGGAAGAAGAUUGACUCAUCGAAGAAUCAGUCGGUGCCGAGUCUCGUUGACACUACGGACAACACUAUAAAGUUAGUCAGUUCCUCGAGCCUUUCGAUGUGUCCAAUUCAUGGGGCCUUCAGGCAAGUGAUAGUACCCAUCGAAAAGAAUGAGUCUAGGAUACCUGUUUCACCGAGAGCCAAAGUCAAAUUGGAGCAUCAGGUCAAAAGAGAGGACCCAAUUCCUCGAGGAGUAGACCAGCCGGACUACCCAACGCGACUGAUUCCGGAACGAGCGACUAAGCUGCCCCGCAUCAUCAUAAAGCCGACGACCACGGGCACUUUGCCUCGAGCUCGGCCAACAGCGGCAACGCCGACCAGCAACCUGCACGACAACGAGACCUACCAGCGACUGCUAGCUCGCCGAGAGAAAAUGCUAUUACCAGGGGAAUUAUUGCCACCGACUAGGAUUCCAAUGCUCCGCGCGGAAGUCGUGCAAAGGGUCAACGUACCUGACGACGCUGUUGUCGCUGCCGUCACCAAGCUUUAAGUCAAACUCAAAGUCAAAACAGAUUGACUGCAAAGUCAGAAGGCUCCGUUUGUCCCGCGCAAACACGCGUUUCGUUGUACGCGAUACUCGUCGUGGGACAGACUAACUUUUCAAUUUAAUAUUUAUUGGCUGGCUCGACAUCGCCAAUUUAUUGUAUCUUAACGUAAAGACGAUCGACUUGGAGUAAUUGCAGUUUUCCUUUAAUGCGAUGCAACGACUUCAAUAUUGUAUUAUAAGAAGCAGUUUCGCGCUCGCUGCUAGCUAAUUUAUAGCUGAGAUAUUUAUAAUUUACAGAUUGUAUCUUUUGUACGUAGAUUUUAGAUGUACGCAACGACUGAUAAUACUUUGAUACACAUUAUAAUUAAUAUUUUUUAACGCCAAUCACGUUUAUUUAAAAGCAAUAUCCAGCACAUAUAUUUUUUUUGUUUCGUAUACACUUUAAACUGCCACUAAACAUUCGCAAAAUGCAUGGAAAAUGAGAACGAUAUUUUUCACUAUCGAGUCACAGAGUUCAAGGACGUACUUACGAAAAUGCCACAUGAAAUAUUUACAAAAAUAAUUUGAAAUUCAAAGAGAGGUCUGCUGCCGACGUUCGCAAAAGCACGCUAAAUUAUUCGUUACGCAUGGAGGCGUGAUAUUGACGAAGCACAGGACGUAGCAUUCAUACGUAGGCUUUUAGAGGUGUGUGUGUGUGUGUGUGUGUGUGUGUGUGUGUGUGUUUGCUCGCGCGCAGCGACGACUGAUAUACUUUGAUACAUCGUGCUUAAUUAUUUUCCGUUAAUAACUUUUAAAACCACACAACGGCCAUGGAAAACUUGCGAAGAGCAUGAAAAACGAGAGUGGUGCGUUUGCGAUAGAGUCGUUAAAGCUCGUAGAUACAGCGUUGGAAGCGUUGACGCGUGUACGAAAAUUGUUGAAUAAUCGCAACGCAAAAUUUUUUUACACGUACGCGGCCUCCUCGCACGAACGAAUCGCUUCAGCCGAAGAUACACGUGCGCGUACACGUGAAAGUGUAAUUAGGAUAAUUUAUGUAAAUAAAAAUCGCUCGUGCGAGCGAGCAAGCGAAUCGGCUGACAAAGUUUAACGAGAAAUUUCCAAUGCAAUUUUUCGCAAGUGCUGUACACUCGAGUGCAUUAUCAAGCACAAUCUCUUCGUAUCUAACCAUUUGUAUAGA
Molecule: messenger RNA, 5373 nt
Organism: Phymastichus coffea
Lineage: Eukaryota; Metazoa; Arthropoda; Insecta; Hymenoptera; Eulophidae
Exons: 18
Coding region: 129-4199 (1356 amino acids)
Biological process (GO): chemical synaptic transmission; postsynaptic membrane assembly; neuron cell-cell adhesion
Cellular component (GO): cell surface; postsynaptic membrane; synapse
Molecular function (GO): neurexin family protein binding; signaling receptor activity
Source: RefSeq, a predicted model, not a curated record